AACAGGUAAGUUAUUUCAUUCUCCUCCUGAUCAAAGAUGGAUCUGCAAAUCUCAGUUUUUCUUCUGUUCAUUCUGUUCACUGCAGGACACUCUCUCAACUGUAACGUGUGUCUGUUGGGCAGUUGUGCACAGAAGACAUGCUCCAGUGGAGAAAACUGCCUCAGUUUGCUAUAUGCUGGUCCAAAUGAUAUUUCUUCAGCGACAACUAAACUGUGUUUUCCAGCAAGUAACUGUACAACUGGGUCCCUCAACAUCGGCAGUUUUAAGUUCUCUUCUUACUGCUGUAACACAGACCUGUGUAAUUCCCAAGAUGCUUCAGAUCCCUCGAAUCCUCCGAAUGGAAACAAAUGUUACUAUUGUGAUGGACAGAACUGCUCAAAAGUAUUGAGCUGUUCAGGGAGUCAAGACCGCUGCAUUAAAGCAACAGGGACUUUGGCAAAUCAGACAUUGAAGGGCUGUGUCUCUAAAUCAUAUUGUGAUGGCGCAGCAUUACUUAGUGGUGUUGAUGUUGGGAACUUCACAUGUUGUGAGGGGAACCUGUGUAACGGGUCUCAGAGUGUCACCCAGAGCGUCCUGAUCCUCUGCGGUUCUCUGCUCUCAUACUUCCUGAUGCACUGAAUACAGCA
Messenger RNA from Pimephales promelas (fathead minnow), 626 nucleotides. RefSeq names its product urokinase plasminogen activator surface receptor-like. The record is from RefSeq and is a predicted model, not a curated record. NCBI's taxonomy places the organism in Eukaryota, Metazoa, Chordata, Actinopteri, Cypriniformes, Leuciscidae.